AUGAGAUACGGAGAGGAUCUGUCGGUAGCCCUCAUUUCUCUCGUCACGUCUGCAGCUCGCGAGGAUCAUGCUGCUUACACACUGCAGCAGCUCUCUCAAGCCAUAUUUCAUGCACGGUUUUUGUACCGGGAACCUCUCACACUACUACUCCCCCUUCUAAUAUCCUGUCCAUACGACGGUGCCGAUAAGCUCAUUCACAUUAUGGGCCAAGAGAGUAGUGCCAAAGAAGUCGUUAUGGUAGUGCAAGAAGUUGCCGAACAUCUUGAAUAUCUUUCUCAAGCAGGUGAACAAGUCGAAGAGGUAGACUGUGGCUUGUCUCCUCUUAAGCAGAUUGACCGCCUCGUUCGACUUUAUGCGCAUUGCGUUCCGCGCUUGCCAAAGCGUAACAAACUCCCGAGUCAAGUCAUGGAGCCGUUGCUGUCUGCUCGUAUCUCUGAUAACACAGUUUGGCGGUUCCGCCGAUGA
Messenger RNA from Sparassis crispa, 465 nucleotides. RefSeq lists its product as hypothetical. The coding region runs from base 1 to 465 and encodes 154 amino acids. The record is from RefSeq and is a predicted model, not a curated record. The transcript is spliced from 4 exons. Lineage: Eukaryota; Fungi; Basidiomycota; Agaricomycetes; Polyporales; Sparassidaceae.